Molecule: messenger RNA, 1038 nt
Organism: Somion occarium
Lineage: Eukaryota; Fungi; Basidiomycota; Agaricomycetes; Polyporales; Cerrenaceae
Source: the annotation of a GenBank genome assembly
GAUUAAGGAAUAUGAUCAAUAUCUUGAAAUUGCUUCCACCUCAACACCUGUCUCAACCUUUGCAGGGACCGUUCUGUUUUUCUUUCGUUUUUCUCUCUCUCUUUAAUCGUGUCUGCGCUGCUUGAAGUCAAUUAAAGAUACCCUAAAUCACAAUGUCGUUCUUUAAUUCCAUCGGUCGGUCGAUGCAGAGGGCCCCCAAACCACCAAAGCGGUCUACCACACCCACCUCAGCGACUUUCCCUUCAACGGAUUCGCUACCACCACCCAGUCCCACCACACCUUUGCCUUCAAAGCCAUUGUACCUAUGCAGUCCAUUCGUUGAAGCAGCACUUGUGAGAGGAAACUUCAAAACGAUCGUAAUGCAACCAAAGCACGUUGAUGUUAUGGAAUGGGUCGCAGUGAACAUGUUUGACUUCUACACGAACCUGAACCAGUUCUACGGCGUCUUGGCAGAAUGCUGCACCCAACAGUCAUGUCCUAGCAUGAGUGCAGGGCCUCAGUUGAACUAUACCUGGAUUAACCAAGAUCGGAAAAGUGUUCAGCUUCCGGCGCCCACAUACAUUGACUAUGUUAUGACGUGGGUUCAGAACCUAUUGGACGAUGAGAAUGUGUUCCCAACUAGAUCAGGACGGGAGUUUUCCCCAAACUUUCCUUCAACGAUUAAACACGUCUAUCGUCAACUUCUUCGAGUAUUCGCCCAUCUGUACCACGCGCACUACACUCAAAUCCUUCACCUCCGGUCCGAGCCCCACUUCAACUCCCUCUUUGCUCAUUACCUGGCAUUUGGGAAAGAGUAUGAGCUACUAGAUAUCAAAGAUGUCAAGGGUCAACCUGGUGUUCCAGUAGGCAUCGGUGCUUUGUGGGAUAAAUGGAAGGAUAUGGGUAUCCUCGCGGCAUAAUCGGAAGUUCGAGUUUUCUUAUCGUUGUUGUAAUGCCCCUGUGCUCUGCGGGUUCGAGCUGGGUGGCCUUGGGGACGUAAUUAGUACCCUGAGCUCUAUCGCAAAGGCGCAUGAUCGGAGCGUCAUUCACAAUCCACCA